AUGUCGUUUCACCUUCAUAACGUUCUCGUUAAGGCGAUAGUUGCGACAAUAGAAUACAUAUUUCGUCGUAUAACUUAUCUACAGCCCGACUGGAAGGGCGGACGGAAAACAAGCACUGUCGUUAAACCUGAAGACAACUCAGCUUUGUCACGACAGCGCCAGAUCUACGUCCCGGAACUGAUGGAUCGGCAUCCAAUAUCUGCUACGUUAUGGAAUCUAAUAUCAGCGUUGCCAUAUAGCUUUUUGACCGGUGUGGUUGGUUUCGCUUUUGUGAAUUUUCGCUCUGGACGAGAAGAGGGAUGGAGGGAUCAACCACCUCUUGCUGGCAGACGAGCUGCGUCAAAAGACGUUAAUUGA
Molecule: messenger RNA, 357 nt
Organism: Cooperia oncophora
Lineage: Eukaryota; Metazoa; Nematoda; Chromadorea; Rhabditida; Trichostrongylidae
Source: the annotation of a GenBank genome assembly